CCGGGAAGGAGCGCCAUCCGCGGGCCGGGCUUCCCUUUUCCCUUCGGAAAGCAGCCGGCCUUCCUUUCCUCCCGGUGUCCGUGGUGGGAGAGCGCGCGCGCUUCCGGUGCCGGGCCCGGAACGUGUGUGGCGGGGGCGGGGUUUCCGGGGGAGCGUCCUCGGUGUGGCACCGCCGUCUCCCUCCUGAAGCGUUUCCUCGCUCGCCUGUUCCUCUCGGCCGGUGACGGGCGGGCCUGGCGGGCGGAUGGCUCCGGAGGCCUGAGGAGGCCGCGGGCGGAGGCGGGCGGAGGCCAGGAUGGAUCCCGGCGGAGGGGGCGCCUGCCCCAGGCCCAUCGGGGGAAGCGGAGGCAGCGGCGGAGGCGGCGGCGGCAGCGGGGGAAGCGCGCCCAGCAAGCCCAGCCUCCAGGUGGUCUACCAGGCCGUGCAGGCCCUCUACCACGACCCGGACCCCAGCGGCAAAGAGCGCGCCAGCCUCUGGCUCGGGGAGCUCCAGAGAUCGGUCCACGCAUGGGAGAUCUCUGACCAGUUGCUGCAGAUCCGGCAGGAUGUGGAGUCGUGCUACUUCGCCGCCCAGACUAUGAAGAUGAAAAUCCAGACCUCGUUCUAUGAGCUCCCCACGGACUCCCAUGUCUCCCUACGGGACUCCCUGCUCUCCCACAUCCAGAACUUGAAAGACAUGUCCCACGUCAUUGUCACACAGCUUGCAUUAGCCAUAGCAGACCUCGCCCUACAAAUGGCCUCUUGGAAAGGCUGCGUGCACACACUGGUCGAAAAGUACAACAAUGACGUGACGUCGCUGCCCUUCUUACUGGAAAUCCUGACGGUGCUCCCGGAAGAGGUCCACAGCCGGUCCUUGCGCAUCGGAGCCAACCGCCGCACUGAGAUCAUCGAAGACCUGGCCUUCUACUCCAGCACAGUGGUCUCUUUGCUGGUGACCUGUGUGGAGAAGGUGGGCAACGACGAGAAGAUGCUCAUCAAGAUCUUCCGCUGCCUGGGGAGCUGGUUCAACCUGGGCGUCCUCGACAGCACCUUCAUGGCCAAUAGCAAGUUGUUGUCGCUCCUCUUUGAGGUUCUGCAACAAGACAAGACGUCGUCUAACCUUCACGAAGCCGCUUCGGACUGCGUCUGCUCCGCUCUCUACGCCAUCGAGAACGUGGAAACCAACCUGCCUCUGGCCCUGCAGCUCUUCCAGGGAGUCCUGACUCUGGAGACAGCUUACCACAUGGCUGUGGCCCGCGAGGAUUUGGACAAGGUUCUGAAUUACUGCCGGAUCUUUACCGAACUCUGUGAAACCUUUCUGGACAAAAUUGUUUGCACGCCGGGCCAGGGCUUGGGGGACUUACGGACAAUCGAGCUCCUCUUGAUCUGUGCAGGCCACCCGCAGUACGAGGUGGUGGAGAUUUCCUUCAACUUCUGGUACCGGCUGGGGGAGCACCUUUACAAGACGGAAGAUGCCAUCAUCCACAGCAUUUUCAAGGCCUACAUCCAGAGGCUCCUUCAUGCGCUCGCACGGCACUGUCAGCUGGAUCCAGACCAUGAAGGGAUCCCUGAGGAGACAGACGACUUUGGGGAGUUCCGGAUGCGGGUCUCGGAUCUGGUCAAGGACUUGAUCUUCUUGGUUGGUUCGGUGGAAUGUUUUGCCCAGCUUUACGCAACCCUAAAGGAAGGCAACCCUCCCUGGGAAGUGACAGAAGCCGUGCUUUUCAUCAUGGCCUCCAUUGCCAAGAGCGUUGACCAGGAGAACAACCCAACGCUGGUGGAGGUCUUGGACGGCGUGGUGCGCCUCCCCGAAUCAGUGCACGUGGCUGUCCGGUACACGAGCAUUGAGCUGGUGGGCGAGAUGAGCGAAGUCGUGGACAGGAACCCCCAGUUCCUUGAUCCGGUGCUUGGCUACUUGAUGAAGGGCCUGUGUGAGAAGACGCUGGCCUCCGUCUCUGCCAAAGCCAUCCACAACAUUUGCUCCGUGUGCCGGGACCACAUGGCCCAGCACUUCAACGGCCUGCUGGAAAUCGCCCGCUCCCUGGACUCCUUCAUGCUCUCCCCGGAUGCGGCCGUGGGGCUCCUUAAAGGGACUGCGCUGGUGCUGGCAAGGCUUCCUCUGGAGAAGAUCUCGCCGUGUCUCGGCGAACUUUGCGCCGUUCAGGUCAUGGCGCUGAAAAAGCUGCUCUCUCAGGAGCCAAGCAAUGGCCUCUCCUCCGACCCCACCGUUCCCCUCGAUCGCCUUGCUGUCAUAUUUAGGUCCCUUUUUUCUCUCUCUGCUUCCUCUGAUAGGCAUACCAACCCUAUUGUAGAGAAUGGGCAGACCCACCCGUGCCAAAAAGUCAUCCAGGAGAUCUGGCCUGUCCUGUCAGAGACCCUGAACAAACACCGUGCCGAUAACCGCAUUGUGGAACGCUGCUGCCGAUGCCUGCGUUUCGCCGUCCGCUGCGUCGGCAAAGGGUCGGCAGCGCUCUUGCAGCCGCUGGUCACUCAGAUGGUGAGCGUCUACCAGGAGCACCAGCACUCCUGCUUCCUCUACCUGGGCAGCAUCCUCGUGGACGAAUACGGCAUGGAAGAAGGAUGCCGCCAGGGGCUGCUCGACAUGCUGCAGGCGUUGUGUGUUCCCACCUUCAGGCUCAUUGAGCAACCCAACGGCCUCCAGAACCAUCCGGACACAGUGGACGACCUCUUCCGGUUGGCAACCAGGUUCAUCCAGCGCAGCCCCGUCACGCUGCUCCGCAGCCAGGUGAUCCUCCCCAUCCUGCAGUGGGCCAUUGCCGCCACCACCUUGGACCACCGCGAUGCCAACUGCAGCGUCAUGAAGUUCCUGCGCGACCUGGUCCACACGGGGGUGGCCAACGAUCACGAAGAGGACUUUGAGGCCCGGAAGGAGCUCAUUGGGCAAGUGAUGACCCAGCUGGGCCAGCAGCUCGUGAGCCAGCUCCUGCACACCAGCUGCUUCUGCCUGCCGCCUUACACCCUGCCGGACGUGGCCGAGGUGCUCUGGGAGAUCAUGCAGGUCGACAGGCCGACUUUCUGCCGUUGGCUGGAGAACUCCUUGAAGGGCUUACCAAAGGAGACCUCGGGGGGAGCCGUGCAAGUGACGCACAAGCAGCUGACGGACUUUCACAAGCAAGUCACAAGCGCUGAGGAGUGCAAACAGGUUUGCUGGGCUCUGAGAGACUUCACCAGACUGUUCCGGUAGCCUGCGUCUCCUUCACUCUGCCUGUCUCCCAGGAAUGUCUUAUUUUCAGAAGAGGAAAUAAAACAACCCAGACGGCGCCCCACAACCAGCAGCAGCAGCAGACUUCUCCUUGCGGCCCAAGGGCUCCGACUCGCUCGGGGAGCCCGCCAACCCAGACGAGAGACUUCGCCGCGAGUGAAGAGUCGGUGAAGACCCUGCUUGUGAGUGAGAGAGAGAGAGAGAGAGAGAGAGAGAAUAAAAAGAGAGAGAGAGGGAAGGAAGGAAGGAGGAAAGCGAAAAAUCCACAUUUUAAAUAAACCCGGGGUUUAAGGGGUGGGGCGCGCGAACCUUAUCUGCGACUACGGAUGGCUGCAACUGACCUUACGGCAUCAAUCGCGGGGAGGGAGGGGGAAACUGCUUUUCCAGAUGGACUUGCUUUAAAAUAAAAAGAGAGAGAGAAAUGGAGGAAAGAGAGAGGGAAAAAAACAUACAUAAAAAGGAGUAAAAAAAAGUUAAAAAAAAAUACCGAAACGGAUAAGAGGAGGAGAAAAGUCAGAGAAUAAAUUUGCUUGGCAGCAAAAACUAAAAAAAACAAACAAAAAAACAAAACAAAAAAGAGAAAAGGAAUAAUAAAAACGUUUUAAAAAAACCAAACUAAGCAACAAGGUUAUAGAAAACUUUCUGUGAAAUGAAAAUAAUAAAAGAAUAAUAACUUCAGGAUCCGUGGGAUUGGAAAACGAGACAAGGCAUUCUCAAUCGGAAACCCAUUGUGAGCCCUGCGGGGGGAGAGAGAACGAGAGGGGAGUCCCAGUUUUAAAUGUUCCCUUUUUUAUUUUAUUUCAAUUUUAAUUUUAAUUUCAUUUUUUUGCAAAUUUUCCUUCCUGAUUUCCAGAGCUCGGCCUCCCAUUCCCAAAAAAUCCCAGUGGGUGGGGAGGGGGAAAAAAGGAGAUUUUUUAUCAUCUGCGAGAAGGGCGGUUGAGCAACCUGGAAGCCCCUUUAAGGGGAUCGAUCCCACCAGUCCAUUGCUUACGUUGAUGAACUCUUAUAAUAUAUAUUAUAUUAUAAAUAACAUAUAUAUACAUAUUUUGUUUUUUUUUUCUUUUCCAAGUUGAUUUUGGGAUUCUCUUUUAUUUUAUUUUUUUAAAUUUGGUUUCAAUUCGUUUGGGAAUUAUUAUUUUUUUUCUGUUCCUUUCUCUUUUUAAAAACCAUGGCAGGGAGGGGGAAAGAGAGGCGGGGCUCUGGAGAAAAGCAGGAAGGGGCGGGACUUGGCGGGGCGGGGCAGGCGUGUCGUUGGACCGAUCCGGCGCAGGAAGGAAGGAAGGAAAAGAGGAAGGGAGGGAGGGACGUUUCCCUGCGCAGACCGCGAUUGUGCGAUUGCGAGAAAGAGGGGCAGAGGGGAUGCUGUUCCGUCUGGUGUUGUAGCCAUCUCGAGAACAAGGGGGGAAAAACACACACAAAAAAAGACAAUAAAAACAGACAAAACGUUAAAACGGG
Messenger RNA from Anolis carolinensis (green anole), 4657 nucleotides. It is a transcript of the gene tnpo3, whose product is annotated as transportin 3. The record is from RefSeq and is a predicted model, not a curated record. Lineage: Eukaryota; Metazoa; Chordata; Lepidosauria; Squamata; Anolidae. Gene Ontology annotation, cellular component: cytoplasm. The coding region runs from base 296 to 3184 and encodes 962 amino acids. The transcript is spliced from 23 exons. Gene Ontology annotation, biological process: protein import into nucleus.